UACUGAAAUAUCUGACAAGAACAGAAAUACAUGAAGUAUGGCGAUGAAGAAAUCUUUUAAUAACAGAACCAAGGAGUCUAACUCUGAAAAAUCAAGCAUUUUCUCAGAUUCAUAUAUGUUCUCAAAACAGAUCGUAAACACAAACCUCCCACGUUUUUCAUGUUCUGAAUGUGAAAAAUGUUUUAGUAGUAAACAAACUCUCGUUAAACAUCACAGAACUCACACAGGAGAGAAUCUGUUCUCGUGUUCUGAAUGUGGAAAAUGUUUUGACAAUAAAACAGCGCUUGUGCGUCAUCAGAGAACACACACAGGAGAGAAACCGUUCUCAUGUUCAGAAUGUGGAAAAUGUUUUAGCUGUAAAGAAAAUCUUGUUAGACAUCAGAUAACAUAUGCAGGAGAGAAACCAUUCUCAUGUUCUGAAUGUGGAAAAUGUUUUGUCACUAAAGGAGAGCUUGUUCGUCAUCAGAAAACUCACACAGGAGAGAAACCGUUCUCAUGUUCAGAAUGUGGAAAAUGUUUUAGCUGUAAAGAAAAUCUUGUUAGACAUCAGAGAACUCAUACAGGAGAGAAACCGUUCUCAUGUUCUGAAUGUGGAAAAUGUUUUGUCAAUAAAGCAGUGCUUGUGCGUCAUCAGAGAACACACACAGGAGAGAAACCGUUCUCAUGUUCUGAAUGUGGAAAAUGUUUUGCCACUAAAGGAGAGCUUGUUCGUCAUCAGAGAACUCACACAGGAGAGAGACCGUUCUCAUGUUCUGAAUGUGGAAAAUGUUUUGCCACUAAAGGAGAGCUUGUUCGUCAUCAGAGAACUCACACAGGAGAGAGACCAUUCUCAUGUUCAGAAUGUGGAAAAUGUUUUAGCUGUAAAGAAAAUCUUGUAAGACAUCAGAGAACACAUGUAGGAGAGAAACCGUUCUCCUGUUCAGAAUGUGGAAAAUGUUUUAGCUGUAAAGAAAAUCUUGUUAGACAUCAGAGAACUCAUGCAGGAGAGAUACUGUUCUCAUGUUCUGAAUGUGGAAAAUGUUUUGUCACUAAACCAGUGCUUGUGCGUCAUCAGAGAACACACACAGGAGAGAAACCGUUCUCAUGUUCUGAAUGUGGAAAAUGUUUUGUUAAUAAAGCAGUGCUUGUGCGUCAUCAGAGAACACACACAGGAGAAAAAACGUUCUCAUGUUCUGAAUGUGGAAAAUGUUUUGACACGAAAGCAGAGCUUGUUCAUCAUCAGAGAACUCACACAGGAGAGAAUCUGUUCUCAUGUUCAGAAUGUGGAAAAUGUUUUGUCAAUAAAACAGCGCUUGUGCGUCAUCAGAGAACUCACACAGGAGAGAAACUGUUCUCAUGUUCUGAAUGUGGAAAAUGUUUUAGCUGUAAAGAAAAUCUUGUUAGACAUCAGAGAACACACACAGGAGAGAAACUGUUCUCAUGUUCUGAAUGUGGAAAAUGUUUUGUCACUAAAGCAGAGCUUGUGCGUCAUCAGAGAACACACACAGGAGAGAAACUAUUAUUAUGUUCAGAAUGUGGAAAAUGUUUUGUCACUAAAGCAGAGCUUGUGCGUCAUCAGAGAACACACACAGGAGAGAAACCGUUUUCAUGUUCCGAAUGUGGAAAAUGUUUUGUCACUAAAGCAGAGCUUGUUCGUCAUCAGAGAACUCACACCGGAGAGAAUCCUUUCUCAUGUUCUGAAUGUGGAAAAUGUUUUCGUAGAAAAGAAACACUUGUUAUACAUCAGAGAACUCACACAGGAGAGAAACCAUUUGCUUGUUCUGAAUGUGGAAAAUGUUUUCGUAGUAAAACAACUCUUGUUACACAUCAUAGAAUUCACACAGGAGAGAAACCGUUCUCAUGUUCUGAAUGUAGAAAAUGUUAUAGGCAAUACUCACAACUUGUUGCACAUCAGAGAACUCACACAGGAGAGAAACCUUUCUCAUGUUCUAAAUGUGAAAAAGGUUUUAGGGUUUGCUCAAAUCUUGUUAUACAUUAG
This is a messenger RNA of Pelobates fuscus (common spadefoot toad), 1978 nucleotides long. RefSeq names its product oocyte zinc finger protein XlCOF7.1-like. The record is from RefSeq and is a predicted model, not a curated record. NCBI's taxonomy places the organism in Eukaryota, Metazoa, Chordata, Amphibia, Anura, Pelobatidae. The transcript has a single exon. Bases 38 to 1978 code for a protein of 646 amino acids.